Messenger RNA from Babesia ovata, 534 nucleotides. Its product is annotated as pyruvate kinase, putative. Bases 1 to 534 code for a protein of 177 amino acids. The transcript has 2 exons. NCBI's taxonomy places the organism in Eukaryota, Apicomplexa, Aconoidasida, Piroplasmida, Babesiidae. The record is from RefSeq and is a predicted model, not a curated record.
AUGGAACACCCAAUCGGAAUCUGGCACAUUGAUGAGCAUGUCGGUUCCGAAUCCGCAGUUGACGAACGCAUUCACGAAAGUGUGGGAAAGGUUCCCGAGUGCGGAGUCAAACGCCAGGUUCUUCGACAGCCUGCCGUCAGUGAUGUUGAAGUUGGUGUUGAGCUUGGUGACUGGGUACGACCUGAAAAUGUCCUACGUGAGCACGGACUCAGCGCCGCCGUUUUCAGCGAGGUUGAGAUACUUCCCGUGGCUGGCGCAUAUGUACGCCAGCUGCCGGCGGGUGGCGGCAUUGGUGCAGCCGAAUAUGACCUCUCUCACCUUCUCCUGGUCGUCCAGCUUCAGCGCUAUGCGCAGCGCCUCAGCCGAUCGACCCGCUUCCAACAGUAUUUCGUACACCACAACCAGCAUACGCCUAGUUUCAACGUAGGUCGCGCCGAACGCCGAUAUGGAGAUGAUGUACGAGGUGACCCUGGUGAUGAGGUCGUGGUCAUUUCCGCACUUUCGGCGGAUGGACUCUAUCAAGUCGACCUCUAG